This is a messenger RNA of Botrytis fragariae, 1956 nucleotides long. Its product is annotated as putative cyclin-related 2 protein. The record is from RefSeq and is a predicted model, not a curated record. The transcript has 3 exons. Gene Ontology annotation, biological process: regulation of cyclin-dependent protein serine/threonine kinase activity. Lineage: Eukaryota; Fungi; Ascomycota; Leotiomycetes; Helotiales; Sclerotiniaceae. Gene Ontology annotation, molecular function: cyclin-dependent protein serine/threonine kinase regulator activity; protein kinase binding. The coding region runs from base 1 to 1956 and encodes 651 amino acids. Gene Ontology annotation, cellular component: cyclin-dependent protein kinase holoenzyme complex; nucleus.
AUGCAUCAGACUUCAGUUAGACCGGCUCCGUUCAGUUUUCUUUUACCUCCUACACCACAGACUCCCUUUGGAAUCGAUCGUCGGAAGGACAUUGGUUUUCCUCUAACACUCCCGCAAAUAAACCAGUCAAGAUAUAUAGAAGCUCCGGUCAGAGUUGGGCUUCGAACACCACCCGAAGACGAUAUGCACGCAACAUAUCCAACUUCUCAAUAUCAAAACUACAAAAGUCGGCAGAAUGAAGAUUACCCAGCGUCAGUCAAUGUUGGCAGAAUGAACGAUUACGAUGGACCAGCUUGUCAUUCGCGAAAGCCUUCGUCAAUCCCCCAACCGCCGGGAGCUCACAUUAACAGUGCGAUGAAAGAUUCGGAUACCUUGCAGCCUGAGUCGGCUUAUAACUGGCCUCCAGUGAAAGAAAGCCAUCAUUCUCAAACUACUGCCCUGUCUACUCUGGAGUCUGAAUCUACUCGAAAGCCGCAAGCAAAAAAGCCAUCAACUACAGAUUCUAUUCACCCCAGUCUGCAAAUCCCAAAAUCUAUAAAUGACAGUGGUGGAAGUUUAGCCGAAUUUGCAGCUCAGAUUACCUGUUUGUUCUGGUUUGAGUCUACCGAUACUUUGAAGAGAGCGGAAAAUUCGUGGGCGGGAUCAACGACAACAGAAAAGCUCCGUCCAGAAGCUUUCCCAUCCGUUGGGUUCACAAAAUGGGUUGUUACGAUUCUCAUGACUACGCAGGUGUCACAAAAUGUCAUUUUGCUGGCACUACUUUUCAUUUACCGUCUGAAAUCCAUCAACCCAGCAGUCAAGGGACGAAGUGGAAGCGAAUACAGACUCUUAACAGUGGCAUUAAUGUUGGGCAACAAAUUCCUCGACGACAAUACAUAUACCAACAAGACAUGGGCUGAAGUUUCGGGAAUUUCCGUCACUGAAAUCCAUAUCAUGGAAGUCGAAUUUUUGAGCAACAUGCGCUACAGUUUACUCGCAACCGAAGAGGAGUGGAAGGAAUGGCAGCAGAAGCUUGGAAAAUUCUGGAGUUUUUGUGAUAGGGCAACAAAACUGUCACCUCCACCCAUGUACCAACCUACCCUCCCUUCACCUCCUGCAUCGAUGCAAGCUUCGCCUCCCACACGAACAAGUCAAUACACAUCCUCAGUCGGAUCAAAUGGUCUCACUCCACAGUGGCCUGCUAGCAAUAAUGUCGCUCAGCUGGUAUCGCCUUUAACGACUAUUUCGACCCCUUCCGAUCAAGAUUUCCGCCUGCAUUCAAGGAAGAGAAGUUUCCCGGAUGAUGUUGAAGAACCGGUGGCAAAGCGUAUAUCCAGGACAACCACCUCAACGCCCAGUGACCUUGGCAAUUUUAACAUGGCUCCUAGACCUCGUUUACCGCCAGUACCUAACUUAACAAUCUCGACAAGUCAGGCAAUGAAUGGGUACAACGGUCUCCCUAGCUUUUCUCAGAACGCACCACUUUUACCUCCUUUGCAUGGCAGUCGAGCCAUGUCCACAGUCUACCCAACCACUCCCACUUAUCCACCACCUAUUUUGAAUCACACCUCUACUGGAACUCAACCUAGUGGACCACAAAUCACUCCUUACCAACACGGUAAUCAAAGUUUUGGAACACCAUCUCGCCAACGUAGUCCUCAUUCAGCCGUUCAGGAACUACUUGCAACAGUGCCUUCUCCGCUCAAUGCGUCCUUUCCCGGAAACUCUGGUCACAUCUCACCGUCUGUUUUCUAUCAACAGCGGAACUCACCUUACAAGCCUAUUCGUCACGUGAACACUCUCCUCUAUCCACCACCCAGUGCUUCCAUGCACGAUUAUAAUGUAAACACAAAUCACAUACAUUAUCAGCCAUUGGGCAAGAGACAUGAUUACCGAUCUGGUGUGGUGCCUGGAUACGGUCAUCAAUCUACCAACCAAUGGCCUGUACUACCUCAACCCAAUUUUCACGGAGUAUAA